Cuscuta campestris is the source of this 2592-nucleotide messenger RNA. The record is from the annotation of a GenBank genome assembly. Lineage: Eukaryota; Viridiplantae; Streptophyta; Magnoliopsida; Solanales; Convolvulaceae.
GUGCCCCCAAAUCUCACCUUCUCUCACGGGGCACAGCAUCACUAUCUCUCUCUCGGCGCAGCCCACCAUCACUUCCCGCAAUAUUUUCGGUUUUCUUUCAUUUCCUCUAAUUUCUCCGUCAAGAUUCCGAGGAGCCCGGAGAAGAAGACAAUCGGGAGAAACGCGAGAAUCUAGUGCGCGGAGGGGAGAAAAAAGAGGGAUUUUUUCGUGUUCGAGGACCCGGACCGGGAUGAAUGGUCGGAUUUCUUGAAGGUUUUGCAGGUUUCGGAGAUGCAGAGACGAAGGGGGUUUCUGGGUCCUGCUUCAGCUCAAACCCCUAAACCCGGUUCGCAGGAGAGUGAUCCCCAGAUCAACCCUAGAAGACCUCCAUUACUGCCCUCCGAGAAGGACAACAAUGGCGUCGUCAACAACAGCAGCAGUAAUAACCCUAAGAGACUCAAAGGUCGUUUGGUCUCCUCCAGAUACAUGUCCCCUUCUCCUUCGAAUUCAUCUUCCAAUUCAUCCUCCGUGUCUUCCUCUUCCUCCAAGAAUUCCACUCCCAGAAGAUUCCCCUCCCCCUUGCUUUCAAGAAACGCUACAACCCCUCUUUCCUCGUCCGGGCCCAAAAGGUCCGUUUCUGUGGACCGGAGACGGCCGUCCGUUUCCAGGCCGGGAACCCCCGAUCCUGAUCUGAAAGUGGGCGAGAUUUCUGCGGCUGCCAAGCUUCUGGUCACUUCUACUCGGAGUUUAUCAGUUUCCUUCCAAGGGGAAGCCUUUUCUUUGCCGAUCAGCAAGACAAAGGCCGCCCCCACUUCUCCCAGCUACAGUAGUUUUAGGAAGACGACGCCGGAGAGGAGGAGACCCGCCACCCCUGUGAGAGGCAAGCCUGAAGGAGGAGGAGAUCAGGUGGAAAAUUCCAAGCAAAUUGAUCAGCAGAGGUGGCCGGCAAGGUCGCGCCAACCAAUUCCACUGUCUAGGAGUUUGAACUGUGACAAUGCCGAGAGGAACAAGAUCAUUGGAUCUGGCAUUCAGGCACUCCGGCAAUCCAUGAUCGACGAAAGAAGGGCUUCCAGUGAUGAACAUUCAGUCAACAAUGUCCCUUCUGACCGUACUGCGUCUGAUUCGGACAGUGUUUCUUCCGGAAGCACUUCAGGAAUGCAAGAGGGUGGCGGGACCUCCCGCGGACUGCCACGUGGCGUGGCUGUCCCACCUAGGUUCUGGCAAGAAACCAACAGUAGGUUCAGGCGGUUGCAGGAUCCGGGUUCGCCGUUAUCCACAAGUCCCGCCGGGUCAAAGUUGAUCGUGCCCCCCAAACUUAGACCCAUUUCAUCAUCCCCUAUCCGCGGCGGCGGCGGCAGCGCCAUGAGACCGGCUUCUCCGAGUAGGAUGGGUUCGUCUCCAUCAAGGAGGGGAAUGGUUAGCCCAAGCCGUGUGAGAAAUGCUGUUAGUACCAUUAGUAAUAGUUUUGUUGAGACACCUUCGGUUCUUAGUUUUGCUGUGGAUGUCCGGAGGGGGAAGGUGGGGGAAAACCGGAUUGUGGAUGCCCAUUUGUUGCGGCUUCUUUAUAACCGUUACUUGCAAUGGCGCUUUGUAAAUGCUAGGACAGAAGCAGCCUUGUGCGUCCAGACGCACAGUGAAGAGAAAAAUCUUUGGAAUGCUUGGAUAAAAAUCUCAGACUUGCGCGAUAUAGUCACCAAAAAGAGACACAGGUUGCAAUUGCUGAAGCAAAAGUUGAAGCUGGCAUCUAUUCUGAAGGGGCAAGUAUCCUACUUAGAAGGCUGGGCAUCUUUGGAUAAAGACCACUCUGUCGCUUUACGUGGGGCCAUUGAAGCUUUGAAGGGUAGCACUUUACGUCUUCCAGUUCUUGAUGGAGCAAUUGCUGACAGUCAAAGCUUGAAGGAAGCUGUUGGUUCAGCGGUUGAUGUGAUGCAAGCAAUGGUUUCUUCUAUCAGCUCCCUUUUGGCAAAGGUAGAAGAAGUGAACAUUUUGGUAACAGAACUUGCAAAAAUGACUGCAAAGGAGCGGGUUUUACUUGAACAGUGCAAGGAAUUCUUGUCUAUGUUAGCAACAAUGCAGGUAAAGUAUUGUAGUUUGAGAACACACGUAUUACAACAUCACCGUGCAUCAACAGCCACCUGACAAAAGACGGGCCACCCAUCUGUAGAAGAACUGAUAUUCAUUUUGACCACCACCACCACCACCACCCCCCCUGGGACUCAACAACAACAAAAUCUAACCCCAUCAACCCGGUGGCGGCAGUGACACAUCUCAGAGUUGCUUAGGAGUGCGUUCGUUCCGACAAGAUGACUAAAUUUUGGCUUCAGUUUUGGGACACUCUGUCUGUCUCCCCUUCAGCGAAAUAUUCCACAAAAGAUGUGUUUUCCUUCUCUUACCUAAUAUCGGUAUACGUACUCUAACGUAAUCCCUCCCUCCCUCCAUCCAUCAACUGUCUAGCUUAAAGGAGGUGAAAAUUGGUGUAUAUAUAUAUGUAAAGAUUUCUGAAAAGAUUUACUGUAGAAUGUUGCCCUCCAGAGGAUUCCCACUGAUCUGAUUGAGCAUAUUCUUUUGGCAAGUGUUUUAGUGCAGUUUGGGUUAUGCUCAAAAGGGAUUUUU